CAACGAUGACUACUUCUUCCGCUACCUCGGUAGCUUGCUAGCAAACGUUAAACCGAAACGUUGAAGCUCUUUACACAAACGUUGUGCUUAUUAAGUGUUUUCAACACACUGUCGUCAUAGUUACUAAUUACUCCAUUUACGUUGUCUGCUACCUGGCUUGUUAUGUUAGUUUAAUUAUAGGCUAAUCGCUAAUGCUAACUAGCAUCCCCAACCAUGAGCUCACUAAGCUACUCCCCCCCUGCUAAAGAAGAGGAGGUCUACUGGACGGAGAAAGAAGCUCUGGGGCUGAACGUUGUUGUGAAAGAGGAAGAAGAGGAGGAUGAUGAAGAGGUUUCAGUUUUUGGAGAGGAAGAAGCUUUCAGAAUAAUAAAGGAGGAAGAGGAGGCUAUCACAUUGAAAGAAGAAGAGAAGGAUGUCAUGGCGAAAGGAGAGGAGGCCAUCUCAAUUAAAGAGAAGGAAGACGUUUUGGGAGUGAAAGGCGAGGAGGAGGGAGAGGAGCAGGAGACUGACGAUCUGAUUCACACCACAGGAGAGAGACCAGAUUCUAACACUGACAGCAGGAAGAGUCCCUCAGUGGAACCAGACCCAGAGACGCCCAAACCAGCAAGACGACACCCCUGCUCCCACUGUGGAAAGAGGUUUACUACAUUAGAACACCUGAAAGUACAUAAAAGAAUAAUACACUUGGGAGAAAAGCCAUACCACUGUUCAGACUGUGGUAAGGAAUUUAGCCGGCUAGAUGGCCUGAAACAACAUGAGAGAAUACACUCUGGAGAGAGGCCUCACCACUGCUCUCAGUGUGGAAAGAGUUUUAGCUGGUUAGGGAGCCUGAAAAUACAUGAGAAAACACAUACAGGGGAGAAGCCUUACCACUGCUCUCAGUGUGGAAAGAGAUUUUCCCAGUUAGGGCAUCUAAAAGGGCAUAAGAGAACGCACACCGGAGAGAAGCCUUACCACUGCUCCCAGUGUGGGAAGAGAUUUACCCAGUUAGGCAACCUAAAAAAUCAUGAGCUAAUACACUCUGUAUAUAAGCCUUACCACUGCUCUCAGUGUGAACAUACAUUUUUCUCAUUAGAUUCUCUGAGAAAACAUGAGAUAACACACUCUGAUGAGAAACCUUUCCAUUGUUCCCAGUGUGGCAAGAAUUUUUUUACAUUAGGGUCCCUGAAGGAACAUGAGCGAACACACACAGCAGAGAAACCUUACCAUUGUUCUAAGUGUGUAAAGACUUUUUCCUCAUCAAAAUACCUUAAAGAACAUAAAAGAAUACACUCUGGAGUGAAACCUUACCACUGCCCCCAGUGUGAAAAAAGUUUUGCCCGACCGAGGGACCUGAAAUAUCACGAGAGGACACACACAGGAGAGAAACCUUACCGCUGCUCUCAGUGUGGAAAGACAUUUUUUUAUCAGGACACAUGAAAAGACAUGAGCUAACACACUCUGUUGAGAAGCCUUUCCACUGCUUCCAGUGUGGGAAGGAUUUCACCCAGUCAAGAUACCUGAAAAAACAUGAGACAAUGCACUCUGUGGAGAAACCUUACCACUGCUCCCAGUGUGAAAAAAGUUUUUCGCGGUCUGGGGACCUAAAAUAUCACGUGAGGACACACACCGGAGAGAAGCCUUACCGCUGCUCUCAGUGUGGAAAGACAUUUUUUUUAUCAGGACACCUGAAAAGACAUGAGCUAACACACUCUGUUGAGAAGCCUUUCCACUGCUUCCAGUGUGGGAAGGAUUUCACCCAGUCAAGAUACCUGAAAAAACAUGAGCUAACACACUCUGUAGAGAAGCCUUUCCACUGUUCUCGAUGUGAAAAGAGUUUUAAGAAUUUAUGGAACAUGAAAGUGCACGAGCAAAGACACACAGAGGAGAAGCCUUCCACUGCUCCCACUGUGGGAUGAAAUGUACAUGGUUUCAUCAACCGAAAGAGCAUGAAUGAAUCUCUCACUCUGGAGAGAGAUGUCCGAAGCCAUUAUUUAUACUGUGUAAUUUAAUCCUUUUUUUUUUACAUUUGUGUACCUUUCACCAUCCAUAUGAAUACAGGAAAACAAUUAUUUCCUUCACCACUCAUCAAAACAGAACUGUGUGGACAAACCUGGACGUUCUUUAAAAGAACGUUGGUAAUUUUUAGAAUGUUGGGACAUUGUUUGAAUGUUUAUCAGGAAACACACAAAAGUGCUCCCUGUUGGCUGAUAUCUUUGACUGAGAACUGGGUUUGUCAUUAUGCCACAUUAAUUAAAUAAAGAUGGCUCUUCUAAAAGCUUCACACCAUAAACUGCUGAAUUUGUAAGAACUUUUCUUUCAUUUUGAUUUCUGCACAAAUUAAAAACGUGUCACUGACUCCCCCUAUGGAUUGAUGUUUCAGCAUUGUCUCUCUCCGUGAAAAGUUCUGUGUUCACCUGCCACGUGCGACAUAAACACACAGUAUGCUUGAGUAAGAUCAAUAUCCAUCUUCAUAAUACAGAUAGCAUGUAGCCUGAGCUAGAAUGUGAAGCUAACUAGUUGGCUAGCUUUAUACAGUUUAAGAGAGUAGAUCUAGCUAGCUUUAUACAGUUUAAGAGAGUAGAUCUAGCUAGCUUUAUACAGUAUAAGGCUGAAGGGCCUCUCCUAGGUUUGAGUAUGUCUAGAUAAAUCUAGCGCUCUCUCCAGACAUACUCAAACCUAGGAGAGGCCCUCAUAUAUAGAACACAACCCCUCUGAUGGUUCUGGUCAUGGUUGGGGUCAAACAAGGUUCAAACCGACCUUCAGACCCUCAAAAGCUGUGAUGUUUAAACUUUAUUUGUUGAUGUAGAACUUGAAAUAGAAUUGACUUUAGAUUUUUUUAAAGAUUGAUCUUAGACUAAAAUGUAGUUUAAAAACAAAGCCUUUUAUGAUUCAGGACUCUUGGUCUGUAACCCCUCCCUCACCUGCUGCUUUUAGUUGCUCCUCCCCAAGUCUUUGUCUUUAUUUGUAGAUAUUGAAUAAAGUUGGACUCAGAGUGCAACCUUGUCUCGCUCCCCAAUUCAUUUGUAAACUUUGAAUAAAGUUGUACAAAGACUGAAACUUUGUCUCGCUUCCAAAUUAAUUUGAAAAUGUUGAUUAAAGUUGGCCUCAGACUGCAGCCUUGUCUCGCUCCCCAAUUAAUUGGUAUAUAUUGAAUAAAGUUGGCCUCAGACUGCAGCCUUGUCUCGCUCCCCAAUUAAUUUCAAAAUGUGGAAUAAAGUUGGCCUCAGACAACCUUGUCUCUUGUCUUGAGAAGCUAUACCACUGCUCUCGUUGUGGAAAGACAUGGACCUGAAAUCACAUGAGAGAGAAGAGAGGCUGUGUUCUGACUUUUGUUUUUGACUGAGAAUUUGUGUUUUUGUCAUGAAAUAUAAAUGUAUAUA
Molecule: messenger RNA, 3362 nt
Organism: Oncorhynchus kisutch (coho salmon)
Lineage: Eukaryota; Metazoa; Chordata; Actinopteri; Salmoniformes; Salmonidae
Product: zinc finger protein 625-like
Exons: 2
Coding region: 214-1419 (401 amino acids)
Biological process (GO): regulation of transcription by RNA polymerase II
Molecular function (GO): DNA-binding transcription factor activity; RNA polymerase II cis-regulatory region sequence-specific DNA binding
Source: RefSeq, a predicted model, not a curated record